Molecule: messenger RNA, 1419 nt
Organism: Nematolebias whitei (Rio pearlfish)
Lineage: Eukaryota; Metazoa; Chordata; Actinopteri; Cyprinodontiformes; Rivulidae
Gene: psma2a
Product: proteasome 20S subunit alpha 2a
Exons: 8
Coding region: 16-720 (234 amino acids)
Biological process (GO): ubiquitin-dependent protein catabolic process
Cellular component (GO): proteasome core complex, alpha-subunit complex; proteasome core complex
Source: RefSeq, a predicted model, not a curated record
AAGAAGAAGUUCAAGAUGGCGGAACGUGGUUACAGUUUCUCUCUCACCACAUUUAGCCCCUCAGGUAAACUGGUUCAGAUUGAAUAUGCGCUGGCAGCUGUAGCAGCAGGAGCUCCUUCAGUGGGCAUCAAAGCUUCUAAUGGAGUUGUUCUGGCCACGGAGAAGAAGCAGAAGUCCAUCCUGUACGAUGAACAGAGUGUCCACAAAGUGGAGCCCAUCACUAAACACAUAGGCAUGGUCUACAGCGGCAUGGGGCCAGACUACAGGGUUUUAGUGCGACGAGCUCGGAAGCUGGCGCAGCAGUACUACCUGGUGUACCAGGAGCCCAUUCCCACAGGCCAGCUGGUCCAGAGGGUGGCCUCUGUAAUGCAGGAGUACACACAGUCCGGGGGGGUGCGUCCAUUUGGUGUGUCGUUGCUGAUAGCUGGAUGGGAUGAGGACCACCCCUACUUGUUCCAGUCUGACCCCUCUGGGGCGUACUUUGCAUGGAAGGCCACAGCUAUGGGAAAGAACUACGUUAACGGAAAAACAUUCCUUGAGAAAAGGUAUAACAACGACCUGGAGUUAGAGGAUGCCAUCCACACAGCCAUCCUCACACUGAAGGAGAGUUUUGAGGGUCAGAUGACAGAGGAGAACAUUGAGGUGGGGAUCUGCAACGAAGCUGGUUUUAAAAGACUGACCCCAGCGGAGGUGAAAGACUACCUGUCUGCCAUCGCAUGAACACACCCUCCCUGACGGACAUUUUUCAGGACCAGACUCAGCAGCACAGUAGUCAACAGUCACAUGGCUCAUUUUUGUAAACACAUUUUUCAGAUACUGUAGUUUGCUUUAAUCGCAUUCUGGUUAAACUGUUUCAAGCUCCACAACCAUGAGUUUACAGUUCGUCACCAAAUGAAUGUAAACUAGUUUACUUUACGAAACUUGUCACUCACAAAUACAUUAAACACAUGAGACUUUACUCAACACAUGCACCAGUAAUGUGGCUGUUGUCUACUGUGCACAUGAAAAACUUGGAUUCUGAUGAGGAAAAUUUCAAGUCUUCCAUUUAAUCCUCUUUUUUUAUUGCUCAUUGUUGUUGCAAAGGCAGUUUGGAGGUUAAGCACUGAUUAGAAAUAUCAUUUAUUAAAUUCUACUAUAACCCGAGUGUGGCGUGAGACCUACUGUUGCACAAAAUAUUUAGUAGAAAUCAAGCUUCGUUUAUCAAAUGGUAGUUUGUACAUCUUUGUCAGUCCUCGGUUGGAAGGUGACGAGAAUUAGCAGGUGAGGGAGGAUGUAAUGGAGAGCUUGAGAUUUUCAGUCAGGAUCUGGUUGUAACGGAUUUAAAUGAUUUGUUCUUAUUUUCAGGUCAGAGACAGUUCUGAAAUUUGUACCUUCUUUUUCUGAUUUAUGUAAUUUCUUCAAUAAAACAUGGUGAGCUGU